This is a messenger RNA of Periophthalmus magnuspinnatus, 1919 nucleotides long. RefSeq names its product alpha-N-acetylgalactosaminide alpha-2,6-sialyltransferase 2-like. Gene Ontology annotation, molecular function: sialyltransferase activity. The coding region runs from base 98 to 1798 and encodes 566 amino acids. Lineage: Eukaryota; Metazoa; Chordata; Actinopteri; Gobiiformes; Gobiidae. The transcript has 9 exons. The record is from RefSeq and is a predicted model, not a curated record.
CGCUCACCUGUUCUCUCUGUGUCUCCUCCACCUCACCUGUCCUCACCUGUGCUCUGUGUCGUGCUCAGAACAGCAGAGACACAGGAGGCAGAGGGACAUGGCGAGGCAGGCUGCUUCAUACGCUCGCCCUGUGUUUCUUUUAACCGCCCUGGUUACCAUCUUAUACAUCUCCUGGCUCAGUAUGUCCGGAUGCAUGAGGGUCCCAGUCUACUAUAGAGCUAUCUCACAACAGCAGGGUCCUAAGUCGUCCACGACUCCUCCCACCACGACAGAUCCACCCGGCCUCACCCCCAUCCCCAUCCUGCACCGCAAGAACUACAGCAAACUGCCCGAGUGGGACUUCGACGAUAAGUACAGGACCGACAGGCGUCCGCACAAGACGACACAGAAAUGUGACAGCAGUUUGUGGAGGAGGAUCCCGUCAGAGCCGGAGCUGAGAGACAAGUUCAUCCCAAACCUUCGAAUGUACGUGUACAACGGCAGCAUCAGCAUGAGCGAGUGGAACAGACUAUCACACUUCAACAACCCCUUCGGCUUCAUGGACUACAGACACCAAGAUGUGAUGGCCGGUCUGAGCCUGGUCCAGAAGCCCAAGGAGCCUCUGCUGCUGCCUAAACCAGGCAGAGACUGCAUCACCUGUGCUGUGGUCGCCAACGGAGGAGUGCUCUGGAGGUCCAAGAAGGGAGCAGAGAUCGACAGCCAUGACUAUGUCUUCAGGGUAAAUGGAGCAGUGAUAAAGGGUUUUGAGGAAGACGUUGGGAAUCGCACCGACGUCUACGUUCACACGGCUCACUCCAUCACUGCAUCUGAAAUAAUCUUCAGAAAAUAUAACUAUAUCAGAGCCCCACAUGACCCGGGUAUAAAGUACGUGCUGAUCCCUGAAGGCAUGAGGGACUUUGAAUGGUUGACUGGACUUUACAAACGAGAGAGACUCACUAGUGGAUCAUAUAAAGGACGCCGUCCCUGGACUCAGUACUCGGGUCAGUUCAACGAGACGCGGUUCUACGUUCUUCACAUGGACUUCCUGAGAUACGUCAGAAACAGGUUUCUAAAGUCCCCCACACUGAACCAUGGAUACUGGUCCAUCGUCCGACCCACAAAUGGAGCCUUCAUGAUGUUCUUGGCUCUGCAGCUCUGCGACAGGGUGGAUGCGUACGGAUUUAUAACAGAAGAUCACAAGAAAUACUCCAACUACUACUUUGAGCGUGGAGCUAAUACUCACAUUGUGUUCUAUGCAAACCACAACUACAUCCUAGAGAGCACAGUGUGGAGAAGGCUUCAUGACCUGGGCAUCAUUAACCUGUACCUGGGAAAACCACAAGAGCCCACACAGCGCCCCCCGAAGGAAACACAGAGCCCUCCUAAGGACGCACAGGCCCCUCCCAAGGACGCACAGGGCCCUCCCAAGGGUGCACAGGCGCCUCCCAAGUACGCACAGGCCCCUCCCAAGGACGCACAGGGCCCUCCCAAGGAUGCACAGGCGCCUCCCAAGGAUGAAAAGGCCCCUCCCAAGGACGCACAGGCCCCUCCCAAGGAUGAAAAGGCCCCUCCCAAGGACGCACAGGCCCCUCCCAAGGACGCACAGGGCCUUCCCAAGGAUGAAAAGGCCCCUCCCAAGGACGCACAGGGCCCUCCCAAGGAUGAAAAGGCCCCUCCCAAGGACGCACAGGCCCCUCCCAAGGAUGAAAAGGCCCCUCCCAAAGACGCACAGGCCCCUCCCAAGGAUAAACAGGCCCCUCCCAAAGACGCACAAGGUCCUCCCAGGGACGCACAGAAAACUAACACUACAAAAACCUAAUGAGGCCGGUGUCCAAUAUUGACUGAAAAUGUCUUUAAAAGGCCCAUAUUAAUAUUUUUUGAUUCAUGUUCUAAUGUGGUUUCCUCAAAAACAGACCUGGAGUUGUGUUUUGUUUCAUUCA